AUGGCCAACACGCAAAGACUCUUGGAUUAUCUGAUGGUGGCGCCCCCGGGCCUCCCUACCGAAGAAACGAACAAAACACCUAAUACAACAAAUGAGCAAUAUAAUUGGAGGCAGAUCAACAGCAUUAAUCAAUGGUCCGAAUUCACCUACGCCCAUAUCAUUCAGCGUUACGGGACCUUGCUUCAGCAAACCCAAAUAGCAAGAGAACUGAUGCCAAACUCUCCUCCAAAACCUAUAAACACUGAGCUGAUGUUCGCAGUCCGUUUUACAACCUAUGUCCAAAGUCGAUUACGCCGCGCGCUGCGAGCUGGUUUCCAGCAUAUGGCACCUCAGCUUGCCAAUCUGCGUCUUACUCCCAUCACAGUCGACAUAGGCGAUGCAGCUCAGAUUAUCAACAACUUCCGACCUGAUAUUGCGUUUUUCCGAGCUGGCAGUACACUCAACUCCUCUCCCAAUCGCUGCCCAGGAGACCUGAAGGUGUCAUGGAAAUGGGGAUCUGACUGGGCAGCAGCCGAUAUAGCCCGCAGAGAGUAUUUUCAGGUCUUGUCCCAGGUCAACUAUUACAUGAAACAGCACAACGCGCGGUAUGGCUUUGUCCUAACUGAUACUGAGCUGGUCCCUAUUAAGAGACUCGAUUCAAAUGGCAACCUGUUGGUAGCACAGGCCAUACCAUGGGCAGCAGCAGGGCCUGGACGUUUGACCAUUCUUCUCGGGCUUUGGUAUCUUGGGAUGUUGGGGGCUGCGGAUGAUGACUGGCAGCUGUAG
Molecule: messenger RNA, 765 nt
Organism: Coccidioides posadasii C735 delta SOWgp
Lineage: Eukaryota; Fungi; Ascomycota; Eurotiomycetes; Onygenales; Onygenaceae
Source: RefSeq, a predicted model, not a curated record